AUGCAAUUCUCCCUCUCCUUCGCCGCUUUCAUUGCCCUAAGUGGCCAAACACUCGCUCAAUCCGCAACAGGAAGCUACGUCAUCACAGAAAGCGACAAUAUCUUGACUGCAAAGGGGACUAGUCCGGCAGUCUUCAGCCCAUUCAAUGGCUCAUAUGACCAGAUCUGGAGCUUCAACGGCGUCGGCUUCGGCACUGUCGUCAUUCAAUGCCAGGAUUCGCCAGACUACCUCAACUGUGACGAAGACGGAUCUCCCUGCACCCCUUCCACCGAACCCCAGAUUUUCGAGCCUAUUAAGCGGGGUCAAGAAUUGUACCAGAUCUCGGAUGAUUCAGGGGACUUGUUCCUUGCCGAGUCGUCUGAUAAGACGAUCCAUUUGGUGUACGAUGUGCAGGAUGAUGAGAAGGCUUUGUUCACGUUGACUCGGCCUGCGGAGUUCAAGGAAACUUGA
This is a messenger RNA of Aspergillus oryzae RIB40, 450 nucleotides long. RefSeq lists its product as uncharacterized. The record is from RefSeq and is a predicted model, not a curated record. NCBI's taxonomy places the organism in Eukaryota, Fungi, Ascomycota, Eurotiomycetes, Eurotiales, Aspergillaceae. The transcript is spliced from 2 exons. The coding region runs from base 1 to 450 and encodes 149 amino acids.